Molecule: messenger RNA, 1135 nt
Organism: Pseudo-nitzschia multistriata
Lineage: Eukaryota; Bacillariophyta; Bacillariophyceae; Bacillariales; Bacillariaceae
Source: the annotation of a GenBank genome assembly
AAUAGAUCUGUUAAGCACAAAACAAAGCAUUCCAAUCGCCCAAAUAUUGAUCUUAUUCCACUAGUAGUAGUAAAGGAGUUUCAAACUGUACAUUUAAAGUGGGACGGAGGAAGUACCGUACUACUCUAUCAUGUUUCAUCUUGCCGAGAUUUUUUUGAAAUUGAGAAACGACGCGUGACGUCGCGCGACAUUUUCCAAGUGUUGAAGAUGUUUUCGAUCGAUGAUUUUCGUUGGAAGAAUCAUCAAAACAGAGAAGCUAUCAGUCGCAUCAUCUUGACAAACGGCAGCGCCUAUUCACAAUACAAAAUAGGUUAUCUCUAUAUUGCCAUCGAGAACAGCUCUUCUAUAUUGCGAUACAAAAUGAAAGUGAUAGGAAGUUCAGAACGAGUCGCUUCCUGGGCGUUUGCUUUGGUUACUCUAGCUUUGUCCUUUUCGAUAACGUCGCCGUUCGUCAUCAAACAAAAUACUCGAACUUCGGCGUGGCCCAGUCGAUCAGACGCAGCGGCCACAGAUGUUCAUGAAGACUCUAUGGACAACGAAAGCCGCCGGAAUUUCUUAGGAAGAGCUCCGGCAUCUGUAAUGUCAUGCAUGCUUGCUCUAAAUAUUCUGACGUUGAAUAAUACCCCUGCUAUGGCUUCCGACGAUGCCAUUGAACUCCCGACCAAAGAAGCCGUAACAGAAUGUUUCGACUUCAUUAGAUACGAAUUGAACGAUCCUAAGGGCGGGGUUGGCUUCAUGCAAGGAAGAAUCGACGACGGGGAUUUCGCUGGUUUACUGGAUUUUUCUAAGAGCUAUGACUUGGAAUUUCGCAAACGCCGAUUUGGUAAUGCUAAGAAACUAUUGCAAGACAAAGAAGCAAAAUCCAAGGCGACGGAAUAUGCGAACGCCGUUACCUUUGACUUGAUUGGAAUUAAUCGAAGUUGUCGAAGUGGUCAGGAAAAUUCAGAUUCUGCCAACAAGUAUUUGCAAGAACUGAGAGACGACGUGAACAAAUUUUUAGCACUCGAGACAACAAUUCAAGUGAAGCCUUGAACGUCCAGUGGUUGUGGUUGUGAUCCAUUUCCAGAUUGAUAGCACACAUAUUGUGCUAUCCUUCUGACUCAAACUGAACGGGAAAUAGACGAAUUAAUACAAC